Messenger RNA from Eruca vesicaria subsp. sativa (arugula), 429 nucleotides. NCBI's taxonomy places the organism in Eukaryota, Viridiplantae, Streptophyta, Magnoliopsida, Brassicales, Brassicaceae. The record is from the annotation of a GenBank genome assembly.
AUGGAUGAGCUGUAUCAAAUGCAAUCGGGGCCCCAAUGCAAUCUCUACUACUAUCGGACGAAUUACUUCCUCAUGUUGAUUCUUGUUCUAGGUCUUGCACUUAUCACCCGACCUCUUGCCAUCAUUGGCGCUGCUCUCACAGCCUUAAGCUUAGCUUUCCUUAACGACAGCUUUGCAGCUACUUUCAGUGAAAAGGCUAUCCGGAUCAUAAGGCAAUUCUCGCCACAUUUAUCUGCAAAGAUGAGGCCUCCUCACAUCUUUGUCUUGUGGUUUACUUCCUGCGAUUUUUUAUGGAUUCUCUACGCAUUUACCACUGCACUUCUCAUUAUCAUGCUUCAUGCAAGCAUGCAAACUCCGAACCUCAAGGCACGCUUGAACACAUUCCAUGAAGAGUUCAGGGCUGUGUGGCGUAACUAUAGUGAACUCUAG